AUGGGUAAAAGAAAGAAAUCUUCUAGAGGUCCAGUUAAGAGGGUCGUCCAAAAAUUAGAUACUAAAUUUAAUUGUUUAUUUUGUAAUCAUGAUAAAUCAGUUUCAUGUACUAUAGAUAAGAAGAAUAGUAUAGGGUCACUUUCGUGUAAGAUCUGUGGUCAGACAUUCCAAACCCGUAUUAAUGCCUUGUCACAGCCUGUCGAUGUCUAUAGUGAUUGGUUUGAUGCAGUAGAGGAAGUUAAUGCAGGCCGUGGUAGUGAAAGUGAAAGAGAUGAUGAUGAGAGUGGGUCCAGUAGUGAUUAUGAAAGUGACAGUGAUGCUGAACCUAGAGCCAGCAGGGCAAUUGAUUCUGAAGAAGAAGAGUUGGAAUCUGAUGAAGAAAGAAUUGGUUCUGUUAAGCGUGGUCGUGGUACUUUAGUUGACAGUGAUGAUGAAUAG
This is a messenger RNA of Vanderwaltozyma polyspora DSM 70294, 438 nucleotides long. RefSeq names its product Elf1p (gene ELF1). The record is from RefSeq and is a predicted model, not a curated record. Gene Ontology annotation, biological process: transcription elongation by RNA polymerase II. Gene Ontology annotation, cellular component: transcription elongation factor complex. Gene Ontology annotation, molecular function: RNA polymerase II complex binding. The transcript has a single exon. Bases 1 to 438 code for a protein of 145 amino acids. Lineage: Eukaryota; Fungi; Ascomycota; Saccharomycetes; Saccharomycetales; Saccharomycetaceae.